AUGCCUCCCUCGCCUCGCACUCCGCGGCACUCCAGGAACUCGUCGGCGCUGGACAGCUUCCAAGAUUCUCCGCAUGCACGAAGGCAGUCCAAGACGUCGCUGCACGACUCGGUUUCUGCGCCCUUCAUCAGCAACCUGAACCACCAAGACGCGCUAGACCUCAGCAUGCUUGCGAGUGGCGGAGCUGGCUCUGGGGAGUGCAUGGGCAAUCUGGCGGAUGAACUUGCCGAUGCCUUCUCCGAGUCGGGAGAGGAGGAAAACGACGAGUACCAGGACGGGGACUUUGCACUGACUGACUCCCGAGCCCCGCACACGCAGCGGGUGGCGAUCGAGGCCACCAGGGACAAUGGAGUGGAUGUCUAUGGCGAGCCCAUGAGCGAAGACAUCCGUGCAGCAGAAGGCGGCCUCAGUAUACCUGCUCUGCCGAAACGGGGGCACCAGAGAAAGGGGAGCGAGUACGACGGUAGCGAAUACGGCUCGGAGUCCGACCUCGACUCUGCUGGGAUGCCGCCAACUCUCGUUGCCAAGAUUGAUGCCAUCGAGUCUCUGGCCAGGCGAGGGACGGAGAACUACGGCGGCCCGGCCGACGACGUAGUCAAGAGAGUGACGGACGGACUACGAGAUCUAGGAUCCCAGUCGACAGUGGAGGGAAGCGCCUCGAGGUUGAUAACGGCACACUCAGCGCUUACGACGCACCUUGCACACCAGACGCGGCAGCUCCACAGCUUGACGUUUCCCUUGCUGUCGCCGCUUGCAACCCCCCCUGAUGCCGAGGCCAUUGAAAGUCUGCUGCCGCUGCUCGUGGCUCUAUCAGACGAUAUGCCCCGGCCGUCAACAUCAGCCUUCAACUCGUUGACGGCAUUGCACUCCAUCACCUCGGAGCUGAUACAGACACUGAGCUACCUCUCAGACACCCUCCACAUGUCUCGUCAGACGACUGCUACGGCAUCACGGAGGCUGAAGAGCGCACGGGAGCUGGUUUCGGAGAUGAGGCGCGAGGAGGAGCUGCGCGAGGAGGGUGAGAUGUGGUUGACGCGCGGAAACUGGGGAGAGCGGUUGCAGAAGAGGGAGUGUGCUGGAGUGUGCGGUGACGUCAUCGGCGGUUUUGAGGACGUCUGCAAUGGAUGGCGUCAGCGGCUGCUUGCGCGGGCCGAAUCGCAGGCGUGA
This is a messenger RNA of Hirsutella rhossiliensis, 1167 nucleotides long. Its product is annotated as WD domain-containing protein. Lineage: Eukaryota; Fungi; Ascomycota; Sordariomycetes; Hypocreales; Ophiocordycipitaceae. The record is from RefSeq and is a predicted model, not a curated record. Bases 1 to 1167 code for a protein of 388 amino acids. The transcript is spliced from 2 exons.